Molecule: messenger RNA, 2067 nt
Organism: Saccostrea cuccullata (small rock oyster)
Lineage: Eukaryota; Metazoa; Mollusca; Bivalvia; Ostreida; Ostreidae
Exons: 7
Coding region: 1-2067 (688 amino acids)
Source: RefSeq, a predicted model, not a curated record
AUGAAUUCCCAAGACGAAGAUUUUAUUUUCGCGUGUUUGCUGGGUGCAUACCUAAAAUCACGUCGUCAAAAUGAAGAGAACCAGCAGCAGUUACAGAGAGGAAAGGCAGGAGUGCAGCAACUAGGAAUGAGACGAAUAAGACGAAUGAAACUUCUCUGCAGUUCCCCGCUUUUAUAUGCUUCCUCUCAGACCGCGUGCGCCGUGUCAGACCGUAGUAGAACGCAACGCACCGGGACCAUAAACCGUAACAUGCCGGGACGAACAGCGAUUGAACGCGAGGAAACGGCUACCAUACACCCUAGUUUGCCGAUGCCAGGAACAGGACCUAAAUCAUCUCCCUGUAUUCUGUGUAAUAAGAGGACUACACCAAACGACAGGGUGACUCAGUAUGCCCGUGUCAGAGCUUUCUUACGGAAAAAAAUGUUUGUUCCUGCCGGCUCUAGAUGUUGCCCAAAACAUAUUGCAGAUAAAGAGUUUACUGACGAUGCACUACAACAAAUGCAGCAAACAAACCCUGACACAAAUAUCAACAGGACAUCCAUUGUAGAACUGCUCCAACAAACUAGGGAAUUCGCUCUACGGAAUGAAAGUAUUAGACUCAACUUUGAUGACGCCAAGAGUAUGGAUAACGAAGAUUAUUAUAAUCUUACUGGGUUGACGAAAGACCAGUUUGAUGAGCUGCUCUCAUACCUGAAAGACGUUGACAUAAGGGCAACCAAGACCAGAAGUGUGAGGACUUGUAUUGCUAUUCUAUUAACCAAAUUGCGUUGUGGAAUGAGCAAUCAUUUGCUUGGAACUCUCUUUGGCAUGCAAAAAUGGCAGAUAAGGCGUGCUGUAUUGACAGCAAAACAUGCUCUGAUGUUGAACUUUGUUCCACAUCAUUUGGGAUUUUCCCACAUUACCCGGGAGGACGUUAAAGAAAACCACACCCGUCCACUUGCAAAAGAGCUGCUCUGUACUGUAACUGAAAAUCCAGUAAUACUAGUACUUGAUGGGACAUAUAUAUACCUACAAAAAAGUGGUAAUUUUACAUUCUCAAGAAGAUCAUUUAGUACUCAUAAACACAGGCCGUUGAUUAAACCUAUGAUAGUGGUUACUACAUCGGGGUACGUUGUUUCAGUGCUUGGGCCAUACCUAGCCGACUCCAAGAAUUCAGAUGCUAAGAUUUUGACGCAUAUGAUAGAAACCAACGUAGAGGAAAUUAAAGAUUGGAUAAAGGAGGAAGACAUAUUCAUUGUCGAUAGAGGGUUUAGGGAUGCGGAAACUCUACUCAACGACAUUGGAAUUCAUGUUGAAAUGCCUUCCUUUCUACCACGUGGAACAAAGCAACACACAACAGAAGAGUCUAAUGCAACACGUUUAGUUACAAAACUACGAUGGGUCGUCGAAAGUGUUAAUGGUAGAAUCAAAACCUGGAAUUACUUGGACAGAACCAUUCCCAUUAGCCAGAUACCACACAUCGGAGACUAUGUUCGGAUCAUUAGUGCCAUCUGCAAUAAAUUCAGGCCUGAUGUUAGUACAGGAUUAGAGAGUGACUUGUCGACAGCUGCGAAGAUGCGUUUUCUCUCCAAGGAAGUCAAUGUACUCAAGGAAUAUGUAGAGACAAAUGGUUUAGACAAAAGGGAAGUAAGGUGGCGGAAGAUUGACGCCAGCGACACAAGCAUUGCAUUUCCGCAACUGUCGGAAGAAGAAAUACGUGAAUUAACAAUGGGGGUAUAUCAGAUAAAACUAGCUAAAUCCUAUGCUCAGGAACAUCUGGAUAAAGAUGGCAACUAUGAAAUUUACGUCAACAAUGACCAUGAUGGAAUUCUACGCACAGAGAAAACCCAUCCAGGUGUAACAGCAAAAACCAGAAGGAUGGGCACUCAAAAGAGCCAAAUUCGGGGAGAUUUAGUUCAAAGUGAGGGAAUUCCUGUACAAUAUAUAUGUAAAUUGCGAAAAACAGCAAGAAGACCAAAAUGUUACAAGAUUGCUGCAAACCGGAGAGUUCGAAGGAAUGAUGAUGGCUUGAAACAGUUCAGCAGAGAUGAAUGGUUAACUUCGUCAGAUCAGGAGUCUGUUCGCUAG